Notodromas monacha is the source of this 5804-nucleotide messenger RNA. Lineage: Eukaryota; Metazoa; Arthropoda; Ostracoda; Podocopida; Cyprididae. The record is from the annotation of a GenBank genome assembly.
GUUCGCAGUCAUGUGGAGGCGUAGAAAUCCUCGCGAUGAUGAUGUCAUGAUCGUCGAAACUUCUAAACCCCGCUCGACCGGAGCGUUACUACCAACUCCUCAAGCGAAAACCUUUCGUACGAAGUACGCAGUUUACGUGGAUAAUGCCCCUCAAGAUUGUCGGGACCACGAACUCAAAGACUUUUUCGGUUGCUGGGGGGCCGACACCGUUCGCAAAGAAGAAGUUGAUGGCAAGUAUACAGUCCUCUUCGAUUCCGAGCAUGAUGCACAACGUCUCCUUGACAAACGCAGAUUGAACAUGGGCGGCAUUGAAGUGGAAGUUCGUGCGACUCUGCCAAAACCUCCACUGCUAAUGGAAGCACCUGUUAGGAGAACGGAGAAUGCGAGAGGAUCGAAACCCGUCGCGGGCCUAUCCCUGGACCCGGUGCGUUUUUCAAUUACCGAGAGCCAUCGUAGAAAAGAAAUUGUGCCCAUGGAUGUGGUUAUGAGCGACGCUUCCGACAAUUCGAAUGAUCGGCGCACGUCUCAGGCGGAAAUGGUUAUGUAUCCGCCUUCGUUUGACCGUGAACGAGGAAGUGUGAACGAGGAGCUCAAGAGGAAGCUGAAUAUGGCUGAAUCAGAAAUAAAAACCCUGAAGGAUUCCGUGAAGCAUCUCGAAGAGCGUAUCGAACGAGAAAAAGGCGAAAAGAGGGACAAAGAUGCUUACGUAGCGGAAAUCCGUCAAUCAAACUUGGACAUGGCGUCGAAAGUGAACCGCGUUAUUUCUUCGAUGGAAGAUUUGACUAGAAAACUUGCGAAUCUCGAAAGUGAGAACGCUCAGCUUCGAAAUGAAAAAGAAAGAAUAUUGGAGGACAAGCAAAAAUUGAAUCGUGAGUUCCUUCGAUCGCGGAGUGAUCUCGAAGAUUUGGAAGAAAAGUACAACCGUUUGAAGAAGGAGAAACUGAGCAUGGGUCAAUUGAGCUCGGAAAAUGAUGAGUUGAGGCGGGUGAUCGAUAAAUUCGAACCUGGAUUCUUCUCAACAGGAAAUGUAGAAGCCGGAAGAUCAACGGGGGACGAAAUGAUGGAGCGUCGCAAGGGCGAUCAUAGAAGUAACGAAGAGGAUCAUUACACCCGACGCAAUCGUCGCGACGAAGGUGCUGAUCGAAUGCAGAAUUUGGAUGAUCGCCGUGUGUCUCGUGUUCAGGAAUUUCAGAAUGAUCGUCCUGAUCAGUAUCAUUCUUUGGAGGAAGAUGAGCGGAAGAAAGCUCUGCGCGAAACCAUUGAGCAGUUGACUGCAGUGAAAGCAGCUCUGAUAUCAGGGGAUACAAACGUUCCUUCAUUAUUGGAGAUUGACCUCACUGCCCCGUCCCUUUCUGACGAAGACUCGUUCCCCCGACGGUCCGAGCAGGGUCAUGAGGCAAUAAUCAACGACGAGGUCAAGCGAAACAACGAAACCGAUCGCCUCCGGGAAAGCACGAGGAUCCCAGAUUCCAGAAUCAAGAACGUGGGCGGCAAACGUUCCGUGGACGCCGACCUUUCGGAUCGUCCGGAAGAUCACGUGCCGGUGGAUUCAGGGGUAGACCUCGUGGACGUGGUUUCGACCUUGGAAAGACAAAUUUUUGACUUCCUGGGUUACAUGUGGCUUCCGAUUCUAUUGAAUUUCGUGCACGCUGUAUUCACAAUCGUCGGGUUCUUCGGAGCGUACCAGAAUCGCCGCCCGUAUUUGAUAACGUAUUUGGUGUGGUGUAUCUUGUGGAUUUCGUGGAGUUCAUUCGUCAUUUGCUUGUAUAUGGAAGUAGGAAGUCUGACUGAAGAGGUGGACAUUCUUAGUCUCGGAACUGGAUCAUACAGUUGGUGGCAAACUCAUGGCUUUGGUUGUCGCCCUAUCUUCUCUACCAAUGGCACGCUUUUGUCUCAGAAUGACACAGAUCUGACAGAUCACGAUGCCCAUUCUGCUAUACUUUAUCGACCACUGAAGCCUAUUCGUGUGGAAGAUUGUCUUCUUGAACAUCGUUAUGUGGAAGCACUGCAUGCCGUAAUCCAAAUCGCCCUAAUUGUUCUUGCAUUCCCUCUGGCUGUGUGGCUUGUUCGACACCUCUCUGACGAUGACGAUGGUUGUGAGUGCAACAUUUUUAUUUCUUUCUUGGAGCAGUUUUAGGGCGUGGAAUUUGAUUUUUUUUACGUUUCGUAACUGAUGGGCUGGGGUUCUACGAAUUUACCUUCUCGCUGUCCUUUUCUUCCUGCGUCUAAAUUGAAACUAUUUCUACCUAACAUUACCUUGGCUGCAAAACAAUGGCAGUCCAUUUCAUCGGAGGCUUCGGGCAAGGGAAUGCGUGCGACCAGGUUUCCCCGUCCCCGUGUCCGCCGCAUUAUCGAAUCCACGCUCGCACACCAACCCAGCCGCAACUUGAACGUUCGUGGUGGCCUCCAACGACAACAACCACUAUUGACGCUUCAGAAGCUGACGUUUGGAGAACUUCGGACGUGAUCAAUGGAUACGCAAACUUGGUUCGAUCGGGGAAUUAUCCGAGUAAGAGCAAAUGCGGGUUUUUAUGCCAAGGCGGAUACUCGGUAUCUGGUCACUUGCCGCCAACUGUGCACCCGAUGUAUAACCGCUAUUUACCAGUCAGAAUUGUGGCUCAGGAACGCACUUAUUUGUGAUUCCGUUAUUCUUUUUUUUUUUUUCUUUGUGGUGUCACAUUCUGAAAGUUGUUCUGUUUUCUGGAGCGGUAGCGACGGCAGAAUUCGUGAGUGACUUGAGCUUGUGUUGAAAUCACAGAAUUUUUUGUACCCACACAUCACGUUGGUUCGUCAGAGGUUCCGGCGAUUUGAUUGUAUAGAACGGCACGUUUCGCUGACUAUCCUAUUGUAAUGUGGAGAUCUGUCUUCAGUCGUCAAACUGAAUCUCCGACUUUUCCUGAUCGACGUUUAACUAGUUGAAAUCGCUCGUUACAUCUCGAGAGAAAGGUUUUUUGGAGCAUUUGGGGAACCAAGUUGAGUCUAUGUUGACCUCGAUUUGAGUGACGUUAGUUCUCUUGAUAACGAGUUCCUUUGAAGUUGAUGCUACUUUUUAUGCUACAGUAUCAAGUUCACUCGACAUAUAAGCGUAAAACACUUCUCACAUCCAGUUGUCUUGCGAAAAAAAGCAGUUCCGUUUUUUUUAAAAUUGAGUUUUCGAAGUUAUGUCUGAUACGGAUUUAUCUUCUUCGAUGUUCCGAUCAGUGUUUCCGAUUUAUUUUUGGAUUGAUGUGGUGCACAAAGUAUUACGGGAAGUCGUCAUAGGACAAACCCAAGGUAGUCAUGGCGUGUGUACCCAAAAGGUCCUGCUUUCAAAGACUUCCUGCACAUGGGAAUCGCUUCCAAAGCUUUAUUCCUUCCUGCUCUUCUUUACUGGGUGAUUGAAAUGAUUAUUUUGAGAGUUCUCUCGUGAGAGCCGGUAAAAAAGAUAGGCGAGAAAUGUUUGGUGCUGUGAGUGUGAAAGCUUUGGAUCUCAGAGCGAGGUGUCAUCGGGGCUGAACUCUCGAUGAAUCGCUCCAUGCUUUGUUCGUAAAACGCAGUAAUAAAACUUGAAGCUCACUGGUUCGAGACUACGAUUUCCUUGCUUGCCUUGCCGUUUGUUUCCUAUACUUCUUUUCCUUUGCAUGCGGGUAGUUGUGUGCAUGGUUCACAUUUCUAUUAGGGUUUUCAAUUAUUUUUAAUCGUUGCUUUUUCUGAAAAAAAAAAUAAGGCGGAGUGAAAGGUUCCUCGAGGGCCGAGUCCAUUUACUCAAUCCAGUACAGCACGAAUGUGACAACGGAUGGGAUGCGGAGAACUUCCACCCCUGAAAUGACAACAUUGAGUCGUGACCAUUUGAAUCAACAAUAUGAAAGCUUUAAUGAACCGAUGACUCCACGACGAGUGAAGCGUCGAUCUCUGACUAGAAAUUCUGGGAGAAGUUCGCGAGGUUCGAAGCGUAACGGUAACGCUGCCGCAGCGGCGGCGAGAGCAGGAAAUAGGUCUUCAACACGUUCCACACGUUCUGCUCGCGCUCGUCGGAUGGCCGAACGAAGCGUUCAGCAGCCAACUUACCGCAAUCCCGUGAACCGCCUCAUGUCCAUGGAUCCCGCCCUCGACUCCUCUACAUCCAACGACGAAGCGUACCGACACAUGAACAACCUCACUUUCCACGGGCACGUGAAUCCUACGUACGCGAGCUCGCGACCGGGCUCAGUCACGUCCUUCUCCACGGCUGCGGGUGCAAAUACGAUGCCUUUGAUGCCCAUGCCGCCGAUCACUUCUUCAAUGUACGGGUUUGAGCGCGACACGCCGACACCACCUCCGCCGCCGCCGCCGCUCCACAGCGCCGUUUCCGGACUCGCGCAUGGCAACGGACUGUCUAGUUUUGAUCACAGACCCAAGUCUGCCAUGUCGGCUUACUCCAACUACCACGCACACCGACAGCCGUAUGGAGUGAUAAACUCGCUUUAUUCGGCUAGAAAUGGGGUUGGGGCUCGUGGCCAGGUGCCGAAGCGGGAGGAUGCGCCGAACUUUGACCCGGGAGGUGGAAAUGGAAGUUGCCUCCUCCCACUGCCCAUGGACUCCAACUCUACCACUAAUUCUUCCGUCCAGGCCAUCGCUUAUCCGCAAGCUGUGCCUCCGCCGCCUGUGAGACCGAGUUCUCGGGUGGGGAACCUGAAUCACAACCAUCGACCCUAUCUGUUCGCCGUUAAUUCGGAAACGGUAAUCUGAUCGGCGUGAAUCCGGUUUGGGAAGUAAGCGAGAGAGGCUCGAAGCAUUUACGGAAAGCUCCUUCAUCAAUUUUGAAUUAAUGCACCUGUCUGUAUUUCAUUCAAAUAUUUUGGAUAACGGCAUUUUUUUACGCGUCUUGCUAAGAAAGGGCGAUUCUAACUUGAAUAUUUUUCUUUUCGUGUAUCUUCCUGACGUACCUCCGUUGGGAGUAGAGAUUGCUUUUAGAGCUUACUGUUGAGGCCUGGAGAAUGAGCGGCAGAAGUGCGUUUAUGUUCUGAUAAUUUUUGGUCAUUGAGUCGUCUGUUCCUAUAAUCCAACGUAUUGUAUUAAUCUUUAAAAUCAGGUGUUUGAUAAAAAAAAAGUACAAAACGAACUGUUUCUGCGUGAUGCUGUCCUGAGUAGCUGGUUGAAUUAUUGAAUUUUCUGUGGUCAAAACUGGAUCAGUGAGCUGUCGUGUUAAUAUUUUUUCCGCGUGACAAAUUUUUUGAUUUUGUCUUUCGAAAGGAGAUUCUAUAUCAAGUAAUUUUUAGGUAUGUCGUGAUCGUGCCUUUUGUGAAGUCAAGAAAUAAAUUAUGUUUUGCUUGGUGAAUUAGGAUUCAUGCUGCAGGCGGUGGAAAUUAUGUUGCGUUCACUCAGCUGUGAGCGAAGAGUUUCGAUGCUGGUAUUUUUUCGAUUAUGAAAACCCGUGUGUGGGUUGUUCAUUGAAAAUAUCCGUCUGUCACUGAAAUUACAUAUGCGAAAUUUUUUGCGGUAUUUAGGCGGUAGACGCAUAGAAUGUGUUGUAAUCGAGGAUCUCGACCUAAAAAUGGAAGGAAACGGAUUUUGUUGCGUUUUUUUUACACUUUUUACUGCUGGCAAGCAGCAGAAUGCACGCGUUUUUCGACGGAAAUUUUUUUAUUCGUUUGGUUUGGCCAUUGUGUAUAUUGAGGAACUUGUUCAGGGUACGCGGUGUGUUUCACUUUUUCCGUCCAGGCAUCGACUGAGAUCUUCGCUACUUGAAUGCUUUUAGCGGAAAUCGAAAACUUUCUUUCACCAAUUUCUUAUCUAUAUGGAAGUUUUGAAAUGAGUGUAUAAAUGGAAUUCCGGGAUAAUGACAA